Corylus avellana is the source of this 1549-nucleotide messenger RNA. RefSeq names its product AP2/B3-like transcriptional factor family protein. Lineage: Eukaryota; Viridiplantae; Streptophyta; Magnoliopsida; Fagales; Betulaceae. The record is from RefSeq and is a predicted model, not a curated record. Gene Ontology annotation, molecular function: DNA binding.
AGAGAGAAUAAAGCUGUAUUCGAAAAUUCAAACGGGCGCCUUUUUGCUUGAGAGGCAAAGAGCUGAGCCGGCCCUCUCUGAUCUCUCUCAGAGUCUCUUCCUUUGCUGGGUCGAUCGAGGGUUCCAGGAUUCCAAAGGCAGCAGAUUUGUCCAAAAGGUCCGGUUUUUCUCAACCCUCGAUCGCUACCAAACAUGGCUACUUGCAUCUCCAACACCUACGAAGCAGCGCGCAAUCAACAAGUUGAACUCAACAAAAAGAAGUUUGAGGAUUUGGGAAUUUUGAAGAUCUCAAAAAAUUUGGCUGAACUACCAAGUUCUGAGAAGAAGUCACAGCAACGUCCUCCAAAGCCCAGAUUGAAGACCACCUGUGUAUCGGAACCAAGACGUUCUUCCCGUGCACGUAACCCAGUCCCUUCAUAUCGUGAUGAUAUUGACGUAGGUCUUCCAACUUUUCGGAAGAGGUCAAGGCCGUCAAACUCUUGGGGAAGCUAUCUUGCAAGGCCACUAGAUGAAGUCAGAGAAGCUUCUCAAAAAGAAAGAGAACGUGCUUUUGAGGCUGCAGCAGAGCUCCAAAGCAAUCUUAAGUCUGGAAAUCCAUCUUUUAUCAAAUCGAUGGUUCGGUCUCAUGUUUAUAGUUGUUUUUGGUUGGGCCUUCCUUCUACAUUCUGUGAGGAUCAUCUUCCGAAAACAUUGUUGGAUAUGGUAUUAGAGGAUGAAGAUAGCGUGGAAUUCCCGGCAACAUACAUUGGUAAAAGAGCUGGGCUUAGUGGGGGAUGGAGAGCUUUUGCAUUGGACCAUAAGUUGGACGAUGGUGAUGCACUGGUGUUUGAGUUGACUGAGCCAACAAGAUUUAAGAUAUACAUAAUUAAAGCAUUUCCACUUUCCAUUCAAGAGAAAAGUGAGGAUUAUGAGGACAAAGAAGAAAUUAAUGCUGCUAAAACAACAUCAAAGGCAGGCUUGAAGCUUGAAUCGCAACCAAAUCAGAAACAAAAGUCGAGGAAAGCUGCAGUACAUGCAAGUGAUGAUUUGGAAAGUCCUCAAAAGCUUCAGCCAAAGAGUGAAACAAAUAGUGAAGACAAAUCCCGAGAUGAAAACCCAACUAAGACGAAUGGAAUGGUUUCUCAAAGAUUUCAAAAGAAAGGUAAAUCAGUUGGUACUAGUGAAUUAAAGGUGGAAAUAGUCGAGAAUAGUGAUAGGUGUGCUUCUCAGAAACCUAGAAAUAGACCUGCUCCAAAGCUUUUUAGAAAGAAAGCAUUUUAGGAGAGGGUGAAAAGAGGCUUCACCAUUUUCUUCUGGUAUGCAAAAUUCAGAACUUUUAAUUGGUUAGGGGAUUAAACUGUCAACAAAAAGAAAAGUUGGCUGUUCUUUUGCCUAGUAAUAUGACAGCCAUCAUGCUCUCUGAUUUUUGACUGUUGUGAACAUUUAGGCCUUAUGCCAGAAUCCCCUAAGGCUCGAGUUGACAGUUUGCCUAGUAAAAGUUGACAACUAAUGCUAAUAUUGAUGGAAUCAUGUUCUUAGCAUACUGAAUGAAAUUUCAUGGAUGAUGGUA